Priapulus caudatus is the source of this 2108-nucleotide messenger RNA. Its product is annotated as ATP-dependent RNA helicase HAS1-like. The record is from RefSeq and is a predicted model, not a curated record. Gene Ontology annotation, biological process: maturation of LSU-rRNA from tricistronic rRNA transcript (SSU-rRNA, 5.8S rRNA, LSU-rRNA). Gene Ontology annotation, molecular function: ATP binding; RNA helicase activity; nucleic acid binding. NCBI's taxonomy places the organism in Eukaryota, Metazoa, Priapulida, Priapulimorpha, Priapulimorphida, Priapulidae. Gene Ontology annotation, cellular component: nucleolus.
CGCAAUUGUGUUUAUAGGGAGCAGUAUGAGAAGGGAGUUCGAUUUGAGGAGCGGCCGGGUUAAUUAAAGAAACAGCAUGUCAAUUUAUGGAAAGGAAUUCAAGCAGGUAUUAAUUGGUCGGUAUUGGAUACGGACAUACAUGAUUUUUAUAACAAUACGGCCAGGAUUUAUAGAUGAAUGAGUUCAAGUGUGGCAGACAAGAAAGCAAAAGAACCUUGUGUAAAAUUCCCCAAUGAAUGUGAUGGAUGCAAAGGUAUCACAGAUGUCACUUGCUAACACAAACUCAAUAAAAAAUAAGAAGAAAAGGACAAAGAAAAAGAAGGCAGAUGCGACAGAACCUCAGGAUGCUGAUGUGACCACCACGAGUCCUGUAGUGCCCAAGCAGACAACGAAGAAGAAGAAGAAACGAAAGCUAGAAAGUCAGGCCUCACCUAGUAAGAAACUAGCAAAGAAGGUUAAGUGUGCGUGGCAGAAGAAAGACAAUGUCUCAGAUGAAGAGGCAAGAGAAGAGGAGCUACUAGAGGAAGGUCAGGAACACGAAUCUGAUACUCAAAACGGAGAUGGAAACGAUGAAACCUUACCUUAUGACUAUGAAGAUCCACAGACACAAGAAUGUGCUGUUAAUCAGGAUGAGGAUGAGCUACCUGGUGCGGGAAAUAGUGGGAUUAUGACGGAUAGCUCGUUUGAGUCACUGCGAGGCAGUGUCUGUGACGAUACCCUGCGUGCGAUAGCAGACAUGGGCUUCACACACAUGACUGAGAUCCAGGCAAAGUCGAUACCACAUUUGGUGCGUGGCAGAGACCUGCUGGGGGCGGCUCGCACCGGUAGUGGCAAAACUCUUGGCUUCCUGAUACCCGCCAUUGAGCUCAUGCACAAACUGAAGUUCAUGCCGAGAAAUGGAACUGGAGUCCUUAUAAUUUCUCCAACCCGGGAGCUCUCUAUGCAGACGUUUGGGGUGCUGAAGGAACUGCUACAGUAUCAUCAUCAGACCUAUGGGCUCGUUAUGGGAGGUGGCAAUAGACAGGCAGAACGCGAGAAACUUGCAAAGGGUAUUAACAUAGUGGUAGCAACUCCCGGCAGACUGCUCGACCAUUUGCAGAACACACCACAGUUCAUGUACAAGAACCUUCAAUGUCUGGUUAUUGAUGAGGCAGACCGAUGUCUGGACAUUGGGUUUGAGGAGGAGAUGAAGGCAAUUGUGCGACUUUUGCCCAAGCGACGACAAACAAUGCUGUUCUCCGCGACACAGACGCGCAGGACAGAGGAUCUAGCAAGAAUCGCAUUGAAGAAAGAGCCACUGUAUGUUGGUGUGGAUGACCAGCGUGACAAGGCAACUGUGGAGGGACUCGAGCAGGGUUAUGUGGUCUGUCCAUCAGAGAAACGCUUACUUCUGUUGUUCACAUUCCUGAAGAAAAACCGCAAGAAAAAGGUCAUGGUGUUCCUCAGCAGCUGCAUGUCUGUUAAGUUUCACCAUGAACUAUUCAACUACAUAGACUUACCUGUCAAGUGCAUACAUUUGGAGAAAUUGAUCUCAAAGAACUACUUUUUACACAAGUCCGCAUUGGAGGCCUACAAGUCGUACGUUAGAGCUUACGAUUCACAUGCACUCAAGCAGAUCUUUGAUGUCAACUUGCUUGACCUUGUCAAGGUUGGGAAUUCGUUUGGCUUCACAGUGCCACCUGGAGUGGAUUUGAGUGUGAAUAGCAGUAAAGGUGAUCGUGUUCGUCGCAGAGGUGGUGGCGGCGGCUUCGGAACCAAUUCCAAGCCAGUCAAAAAAUCGAUGAUGUACAGACAGCUCAAGGGCAAGAAGGACAAGCGUCAAUUCUCAAGAUGACUCAACACGCAGGUGGUAUUGGAUAUGGGAAAUGAGGCUUGUUGAUUGAAUAUUGGGUUCGUUGUGGAAUCAUUUAAGGAAGAUGUUUUCAACGAACUUGAAUAACUCUUUUUUAAUAAAACCUUACCCAUAUGUAACUUUGCUGCAAUUUUAUUCAUAAUAAAGUGGAAUUCCAAGCACCAUACUAGUAAAGAAAUGUGAAAACUAAAUUACUUUUCACUGUAUUGUGGUGCUUGCUGUACGUCAAUAAAAAUAAUUUCUAACUAAUCACAAA